UGCCUCCAGCAGAGAGCAGUGCGCUGUUGGAUGUGAGCACCACCGACCUGUCUCGACUUCCAGAUCGAAGAUGGCGGUCUCGGUGUUCCCCGGCGUGCGGCUCCUCUCCAUCGGAGACGCGAAUGGAGACAUACAGCGACACUCAGAGCAGCAGCCCCUGAGGCUAGAAAUCAAAAGCACACAAGACGCAGCCCUCAUCAAUCUCUCCAAUGGAGAGGACGCGAGUGUGUUCAAGUGUUCGGUCUCCAGGGAGACGGAGUGCAGCCGCGUGGGGAAGCAGUCGUUCAUCAUCACGCUGGGCUGCAACAGCGUCCUGCUGCAGUUCUCGUCACCUGCAGACUUCCAGUCGUUUUAUAAUCUCCUGAAAAACAGUCGUGGGCACUUUUGUGAGCACUCGGUCUUCAGCGAUAGAACAGAGGAGUCCUCUGCUGUACAGUACUUCCAGUUUUAUGGCUACCUCUCUCAGCAACAGAACAUGAUGCAGGACUAUGUUCGGACAGGGACUUACCAGCGGGCUAUUCUCCAAAACCACAGCGACUUCAAGGACAAGGUGGUGCUGGAUGUGGGAUGCGGCUCGGGGAUCCUCUCUUUCUUUGCAGCUCAAGCUGGAGCCAGGAAGGUCUAUGCUGUGGAGGCCAGCACCAUGGCACAACAUGCCGAGGUGCUGGUAAACAGCAACCGUUUAGGCGAGCGCGUGGUCGUCAUCACGGGGAAGGUGGAGGAGGUGACGCUGCCGGAGCAGGUUGACAUCAUCAUCUCAGAGCCAAUGGGCUACAUGUUGUUUAAUGAGCGAAUGCUGGAGAGCUACCUGCAUGCCAAGAAGUUCCUCAAACCCAAUGGUAAAAUGUUCCCCACCAUCGGUGACGUCCACCUGGCACCCUUCACAGACGAGCAGCUCUACAUGGAGCAGUUCACCAAGGCCAACUUCUGGUACCAGCCCUCAUUCCACGGUGUAGACCUCUCUGCUCUGCGUGGAGCAGCUGUGGAUGAGUACUUCCGCCAGCCUAUCGUGGACACAUUUGAUAUCCGUAUACUGAUGGCCAAAUCAGUCAAACACACAGUUAACUUCCUGGAUGCCAAAGAAGAGGAUCUUUACAGGAUAGAGAUUCCCUUUAAGUUCCACAUGAUGCACUCUGGUCUGGUACAUGGCUUAGCUUUCUGGUUUGAUGUGGCAUUUAUUGGAUCAAUGGUGACAGUAUGGCUGUCAACAGCACCCACAGAGCCUCUAACCCAUUGGUACCAGGUCCGCUGUCUGCUGCAGUCUCCUCUCUUCACCAAGGCUGGGGAUACAUUGUCCGGCACUGCAUUGCUGGUGGCCAACAGGAGGCAGAGCUACGACAUCAGUAUUGUCGCCCAGGUGGACCAGACAGGAUCAAAGUCCAGCAACCUCCUGGACUUGAAGAACCCCUUUUUCAGGUACACAGGCUCCACCCCAAACCCUCCCCCUGGCUCACACUACACCUCUCCAUCUGAGAAUAUGUGGAACUCGGGGUCAGCCUACAGCAUGACUCAGGGGAUGCCUGUAUCAGGGAUGCCUGCAGCUUAUGACCUCAGCACAGUCAUUGGCAGCGGCCCGUCAGUGUCUCAUAACAACCUCAUCCCCCUAGUGAACACAGGGAUUGUAAACCACACCCACUCCAGGAUGGGCUCCAUCAUGAGCACAGGCAUUGUGCAAGGAGCCUCCACAGGCCAGUCCGGCCCCAGCAGCAGCGGUACUUACUAUCCCGUCACCAACCAGUUCACCAUGGGCGGCGCCGCCAUCUCCAUGGCCUCACCUAUGGUCAUCCCCAGCAACACCAUGCAUUAUGGCAGUUAAGACGAGACGUUGGCGCAAACGUCCUCGCCGUCUCUACCCCCCCGCAUGACAAGAGAUCCCUGAAACCCCUCCAGCCUUCCACCCUGACUGAUCCUCCAUCUGCAGCCAAAACCAAUAUACCAAAACCAGUGCUGUGCUGGCACGUCCCUCCCUUUUUCAUCAUCCACAUUUGACAACACUCAGUCCAUCACGAUAUGAACGAUAUGAACAGAACACUUGUAUCCGUCCAGACUCUUGUCUUGCUUACAGCUGAAACCUUUUCCCCUCUCCGUUUCCCGGUGUUCAUAUUGAGACUGAAACACAUGCACAGCUGAGAUGCUCGGCAGUUAUCAACGAUCCUCUGCCGGGUUUUCAACGACCCCCUUCUCUCCCCGUCAUUUUUUUAACGUCACCAUGUUCCCUGUGGUUCUCCCGCUUUCUUUACCUAAGAUUCUACCUGUUGCCAGAAACCAGCAUCAGUCCGUUCCCACGACUCUCCACGUCUCGACGCCACAUCUUCACUUUGAUGUUUCGUGAGUGUAGUAGGACACGGAUAUCACAGACACUCACUUCAUAUCACGCUGACCCGUGUCAGACCAAGUGGUUCCUCUUAAAAUAUCCUGUCGUUAGAAUCGCAGCGGUCGUCUUUCAUCGGCGUCACUCGGACAAAGUGAUCGGCUCUUUUCAUCGCAGCAUCACAAACCCGCUGUGAUGCUGCAGCUUUGGGACAAUGCUGGUCACCUUCCAUGUUUAGUGCUGAGAUAAACGGGCUGUAGUCUUAAUGGCUACAGUUUACACCACUGCACCAACUGAAGUCAUUUUGAUCCAACGUUAACAUUAAUAUGAACGAAGGACAGCGGUUUGGAGCAUUUAUUCACCAACAAACAAAUGUGGGACUUUGUGUUUGUUGGUGAAUAAAUGCUUGUCGUGAGGUUGCCAGGUUUGUUGAUGGUGUAAAAAGCAUGCAUCAUCAUCAUCAACAUCAUCUCUUAAAGGUCAGGGAACGACGGUGGCCUUCACACACCACGGAAUGACGUCCGCUUCAUUUGCAUAACUUCCCGAUCGCUUUGAGCGGAGCGGCGUCGCCGAGCUGCGUCGCGUGUCCUUCGAGAAGAUGAGAAAUGUUCCGCGGGAGCAUCAGCCAAUCAAAACACGAUAUGAAAUGUAAUAAUAUAAUCAAACCAUGUCAAGCUCGCCCUCACAAAAUGGCCGAAACUGCUCUCAGGCAAAGCCGUUGUUGAUGGUUACUGUGGAAACCGUCAGACCCGCCCACUGUCAAAGUAACCCGUUAAUGUAAAUCCUCCAUGACCGUCACGCUAAACUGGAAGAUGACCAACAAAAAAGCGUCUUCAUUUGGUCACUACCCACAACGUUUGUUAUGCAAACCUGAAAUCAGCCGCGUGGCGCUCCUGCGACUCGCGCUCGUCACUUUUUAAAAGGCUGCGAGGACUUUGCAGCGAUUCCUCCGCAGCCGGUCGUCUGUUGAGCCAGAUUUACUCAGUAUCAGGAAGAAGAUUUGGAGAAAGAACCGUCGUGGAGCAGUAUUCCAGGCGGCUGCCCCAGUGGCUGCUGGGAUGAGAGAAGCUGAGCUGUGUUGGACUGGCGGCGUCUUGAGUUUACAUCCUUGAUUCCUCCCCUUCUGCUUCCCCUCCCAACUUCCUUUGAGACUGUGAGACUGUCACAAAGAGACUUCACUGCUGAGGCGUGGGACACUGGGCCUGUCCACUCCCCCCCCCCACACCCCCCCUCGGUUCACUAUGUAUGAGCAUAUCAUCACCCCUGAGACACCUGACGCCCUCGUCCCCUUUUAUUAGUCUAGGAGAGAAAGACUGACACAUGUAAGCGUUGCUUUCAGUGUCACAACUACUGGACUUGGUUCAUUUGGAAUUUGAGUUAGAAAGUUUUAAGAGAGAUAAAAAAAACAAUGUUUCUUUGUAGGGUUAACUUUUUUUUCUGUUGUCUUUAUUUUUGUUUUUUUUUCUUUUUCCUGUCACAAAAAAACGAGAGCAAAUUAAAUGUGGUGGAGAUGUUCCAAGCCCCAUCCUGGAA
Messenger RNA from Solea senegalensis (Senegalese sole), 3844 nucleotides. RefSeq names its product coactivator-associated arginine methyltransferase 1 (gene carm1). The coding region runs from base 71 to 1816 and encodes 581 amino acids. Lineage: Eukaryota; Metazoa; Chordata; Actinopteri; Pleuronectiformes; Soleidae. The record is from RefSeq and is a predicted model, not a curated record. Gene Ontology annotation, biological process: peptidyl-arginine methylation. Gene Ontology annotation, molecular function: protein-arginine N-methyltransferase activity. The transcript has 16 exons.